AUGGAUCAAAUGACGGUAUCAAAUCGAGUUAAAUCAUCAUGUGAAAUACUUGAAAUAGCAACAUUAGUUGCUUAUUUUACUUUUGAUAAUGGAUUAUUUCUUAAUGAUUCGGGUCCGAAUUCAUUAAAUGCAGCAAUAACACAAUCAACAUCGUCGAUUUCAACUGGUCGAUACUCAGAAGCUAUUUCAUUUGAUGGUUCAUAUUCCUCCUAUUUUCAAGCAUAUGGUUUUACAGCACUUGGAAAAUCAAAUAAACCAUUUUCGAUUUCUCUCUGGAUUCGACCGAUUUCUCUCCAAGGUGUUCUUGUUCAUGUAUCAUCGAAUAUAACAGGGCUUGGAUGGUGUAUGCCAUUCCUUGCAUUUACUUCUAAUAAUUCUAUAACUGCCCAAAUUUAUAACGGUAGUAGUGUUACAUUUAGUGUUGAUCCAACAAAAUCUGUCUCAAUAUCAGUUUGGUCACAUAUUGUUCAGACAUGGAGUUCAAGCAAUGGUAUUCGUCUCUAUAUAAAUAAUAUUCUUGUUGCAUCAAGCCUUAGUUCAGCAAUAACUUACGUGGCAAGUGAAAGUAUUAAUUAUAUAACAUUAGGUAAUAGUUUCAAUUCUACAUCUUCAUGUUUUACGGGUCAAGCAAAUACAAUGCCUUAUAAAGGUGAUAUGGAUGAUUUUCGUAUUUAUAGUCGUGAAUUAUCGGCUAAUGACGUUUGUACAUUAUAUAGUCGUUGA
Adineta ricciae is the source of this 723-nucleotide messenger RNA. The record is from the annotation of a GenBank genome assembly. NCBI's taxonomy places the organism in Eukaryota, Metazoa, Rotifera, Eurotatoria, Adinetida, Adinetidae.